AUUGGCACUAACACGCCAACUCCUAUUAUGGAUAUUUUCCAGAAGUCAUGUGUUGUGGAAAAUGGGACGCUUUGGGCAAAAUCAUUGCAAGGCCAAAAUGUGAACUUAAAAGCAAAAUUUAUCAUUGGCAUUGGCAAUUUAGCACAAGGAGAGAAGACCCCUGUUAGUUUAAACAUCUAUAACACAAACCUAUAUCUCUCUUACCAAUCUGGCAAACUUCAAGUACAGCCAGAGACUCAAAACGCCAUUAAUUACAGCAGCCCGGAUGCCCAGAAGUUUUUUUUCUUCGUUACACAAACUGGUUCUGUAACGUAUUCAUUUGAGCCGGUUACGGCCCCAAAUUGGUUCCUCAGCACUAGCUCUCAAGGAAACUCGCCUGUUACGGUUCAGCCGCUCUCUGCCAAUUCCUAUAAUAAAGAAUUCAAGUUUGACCCAGGAUAUUUUAUUCCUGGUGUUUCUGGGAGCGUUAGUAGGUUUGAUAGACCUUCACAAGAACAGGAAACGUUUGGUGACAUUGACCAGUAUGUUCUGAAUGGAUCCAAAGAGAUGUUUAGUCCGUAUACGUUGUCUUUGAGGCCAGCUGGAGACGUGGCAAACAGAAGUUAUUUUCUGCAAAAUGAGAACUUUCCCAAAAAGCAAUUGAGAAACAGCAGAGGAAUACAAUAUAGAACAACCUAUUCGAUAAGCCGCGUGGCCAACUGGAACCAACCUUGCGGUUCACCGAGACAUCCGGUUGCCAGAUAUGAACUAUUUCCACAUCAGUUUUAAAAAAAAAUGUAAAUUAUAGGUUCCCAUUAAAGAAUUAUUUUCAAUGCCUUCUUUGUAAUAAGUUUUGUAUUAUAUAAAAAAAAACAUUAAAUA
Spea bombifrons (plains spadefoot toad) is the source of this 861-nucleotide messenger RNA. RefSeq lists its product as uncharacterized. The record is from RefSeq and is a predicted model, not a curated record. Bases 28 to 768 code for a protein of 246 amino acids. Gene Ontology annotation, molecular function: cytokine activity. Gene Ontology annotation, biological process: immune response; cellular response to lipopolysaccharide; positive regulation of gene expression. Lineage: Eukaryota; Metazoa; Chordata; Amphibia; Anura; Pelobatidae. The transcript has 5 exons.